UUUGGCAAGUGAAGGAGUCAGUGAACAAAAAACUAUACUGCUUGGGGUGCAGAGGCGGGAGAGAUUCCUGUAGAGGAAACCCAGGCAACGCCCACCCUCUGAGCAGGGUCUGGAGGUGCUGUGUCCGCACAGAGCUCCGGGUGUGGGGGAAGGGCACGCGCUUUGGAGCCCAGUCCCAGCCCCACCUCACUGGGCCUCGGGAUUACCCUCUGUAAAAUGGGGAUCCUGACCCCCCUGACUGUCCCGGUCCCUGUGGUCCAUAGUAGAUACUAAGGGGAUGUUUGCUGAAUGACUGAGUGACCACAUGUAGGCUGUGAGCAAUGACCACAUCUCAGAGGCAGCCAAGUUCUAUAGCUCAGCCUCGACUCCAAUCACGUCAACACCUGGUUUUGCCCGGGUGCACCUGGUGACUCUUUUGCCUUUGACUGAAGCCACAGGUGUUCCUGGGGCAAUGGCGGAGCAGCACAGCGCGCCGGAACAGGCUGCCGCCGGCAAGAGCCACGGAGGCCUCGGGGGCGCCUACAAGGUGAUCGUGUACGAAAUGGAGAACUUCCAGGGCAAGCGGUGCGAGCUCUCGGCCGAGUGCCCCAACCUGACAGAAAGCCUGCUGGAGAAGGUGGGCUCCAUCCAAGUGGAGUCGGGGCCGUGGCUGGCAUUUGAGCGCAGGGCCUUCCGCGGGGAGCAGUAUGUCCUGGAGAAGGGGGAUUAUCCUCGCUGGGACGCGUGGUCCAACAGCCACCGCGGUGACAGCCUCCUGUCCCUCCGGCCUCUGCAAAUUGAUGGUCCGGAUCACAAGCUGCAUCUCUUUGAGAACCCGGCUUUCGGCGGCCGCAAGAUGGAGAUAGUGGACGAUGACGUGCCCAGCCUCUGGGCUCACGGCUUCCAGGACCGUGUGGCGAGCGUCCGGGCCAUCAACGGGACGUGGGUUGGCUACGAGUUCCCCGGCUACCGCGGCCGCCAGUACGUGUUUGAGCGGGGUGAGUACCGCCACUGGAACGAGUGGGACGCCAACCAGCCCCAGCUGCAGUCUGUGCGCCGCAUCCGCGACCAGAAGUGGCACAAGCGGGGCUGCUUCCUCAGCAGCUGAAGGGCGCCCAGGCCCCAGUGGCCCAGGCCCACCCUGGGGGGCAGCAAGGGCAAGAAGAGGCGGCUCCAGGGCCGGGGUGAGGGCCUGCCUGGCCACCCUUCCCCGGAAUCUGCUCAAUAAAG
Molecule: messenger RNA, 1209 nt
Organism: Aethalodelphis obliquidens (Pacific white-sided dolphin)
Lineage: Eukaryota; Metazoa; Chordata; Mammalia; Artiodactyla; Delphinidae
Gene: CRYBB3
Product: crystallin beta B3
Exons: 5
Coding region: 452-1087 (211 amino acids)
Biological process (GO): lens development in camera-type eye; visual perception
Molecular function (GO): structural constituent of eye lens
Source: RefSeq, a predicted model, not a curated record